This is a messenger RNA of Danio rerio (zebrafish), 942 nucleotides long. RefSeq names its product membrane-spanning 4-domains, subfamily A, member 17A.11 (gene ms4a17a.11). Gene Ontology annotation, cellular component: membrane. The record is from RefSeq and is marked provisional. NCBI's taxonomy places the organism in Eukaryota, Metazoa, Chordata, Actinopteri, Cypriniformes, Danionidae.
GAAGUCUAAAAGCACGGCUGAAGACGAGAUUCUGCUUCUGGUUCAUUUGAUACUCUGAAACUGAAAUGUCGACUGUGGGAGCCAUGAAUCCUUCAACGAUUGUCAUCCAGCUUCAGCCACCGACACAAACAGCACCAACUGUGACUGGGACCAGUUCUUCUGUGCCUGUUUACAUACAGCAUGUAGCAGGAGUUUCACCUCUUCAAGGAAUUCAGGCCUUUCUGAAAGGCCAACCAAAAGCCCUCGGGACUGUCCAGAUAAUAAUUGGUCUGUUGACUUUUAUGUUGGGAAUCGUGUCUACAGUUUAUGUAGACUCCAGCUUUGUCUUCAGCGGCGUUUCUUACUGGGGAUCUCUGAUAUACAUUAUUGCAGGCUCGCUCUCCAUUGCUGCUGACAGCAAAAUUAAUUCACCAGCCGGUUUAUGUUUGGUGAGAGCUUCCCUCGGGAUGAACAUUUUCAGUGCUAUAGCUGCAGGCAUUGCCAUUAUUAUGCUUUCAGUGGAUUUGGCUCUUGGACCCUUCUCACCUCGUUACUGUGGAGACUCUUAUUAUUGUUAUAAUUAUAAGACUCUCUUCUUGGGAAUCAGAGGUGUGUUGCUGGUGUUCGCCAUCCUUGAGUUCUUCAUCUCCCUCUCCUUGUCUGCGUUUGGGUGUAAAGUCACCUGCUGCUAUUAUCCUCAGAUUUCUGUGGUCAACAAUCCUUUAAUUCAACACCCUCCUGCAGAAAACCCCCAACAGUACAUUCAGUACCCUCAAGAAGUCCCCGAACCAUGCUUUCAACAUCCUCCUGCAGAAGCUCCCCCAGCGUACACUGAAGGCAAAUAAAUGUGAAUCAACAUGAACAAACUGGGCAGAGUGGCAGUUCUGCUGCUUUAGUUACAUUGUGUAUGUGGUGUGAAUAAAGUUUUGCCAUUACCUAUGUGUAUAUAUAAAAAAAAAAAAA